Messenger RNA from Labrus mixtus (cuckoo wrasse), 1457 nucleotides. It is a transcript of the gene efhd1, whose product is annotated as EF-hand domain family, member D1. Gene Ontology annotation, molecular function: calcium ion binding. Lineage: Eukaryota; Metazoa; Chordata; Actinopteri; Labriformes; Labridae. The record is from RefSeq and is a predicted model, not a curated record. Bases 180 to 884 code for a protein of 234 amino acids. The transcript is spliced from 5 exons.
GGCUGACGUCACGCAGGCGGGUUGUCAGUGGUGCUUGAAGCUGCUGUCAGCCUCCAUUCCCGCGGACAGCCUCAGCAGCAGCGCAAGAUCAUCAUCAGCAGCAGCAGCAGCAGCAGCAGCAGCAGGACACUCAGCAGAAGCGCAAGAUCGUCAGCAGCAGCAGCAGCAGGACCCUCAGCAUGGCAGCGGAGGAGCUCGCAAACAAGCUGCAGUCGCGGCUGGUGGUCAAGCAGGAGGAUGCGGAGCCGAGGCCGGAGCCCGCACUGAGCCCGCAACGAUCCAGACCGCAGGAGCCCGAUGCUGCCUGCGGGGAAUCCGCCUCCGAGCUGUCCGCCAUACUGAACCGCAGGCUGGACAUCAACCAGGGAAACGCCGCUCCACGACCGAGCCGAGUGUUCAACCCGUACACCGAAUUCAAGGAGUUCUCCCGCAAACAGAUCAAGGACAUGGAGGCGAUGUUCAAGCGGUACGACACAGGUAAAGACGGCUUCAUCGACCUGAUGGAGCUGAAGCUGAUGAUGGAGAAACUCGGAGCUCCUCAGACUCACCUGGGUCUGAAGAACAUGAUCAAAGAGGUCGACGAAGACUUCGACGGGAAGCUGAGCUUCAGGGAGUUCCUGCUGAUCUUCAGGCGAGCGGCGGCUGGAGAGCUGCAGGAGGAGAGCGGCCUGAUGGCUCUGGCUCGUCUGUCAGAGAUCAACGUCUCCACAGAGGGAGUGAUGGGAGCCAAAGACUUCUUUGAAGCAAAGAUGAAGGUUGCAGCUGCAGGCAGUAUGUUUGAGGCGGAGAUCCGAGAGGAAAAAGAAGAACAAAAGAGACAGGAAGUGGAGAAGAAACAAAGACAAGCUGCAUUCAAGCAGCUGCAGUCGACCUUCUGCUCGUGACCUGACACCAGAGUCCAAGUCCCGCCCUGACCUGCACAGUCAGUGUUAGAGAGACCAGAACUCAAGUCCCGCCCUGACCUGCACAGUCAGUGUUAGAGAGGUUUAGCUUCACUUUUUUUAACCCCUGAAAUCACUCCCAGUGCGGCACUUUAUAACCAGAGAUUAUAGAAUACAGCACAUGUAGGGUUCAUUCAUUCCAGAUGUUCUGCAGCUGCUGCACAGAAAACAAAACACACCUUUAAAUAUGCAGUGUUUCAAAUUCAUAAAAGUAUCAUCGAUUUAUUCUGUUCUAUUCUUUUUGUUUCUCUAAAAGAGUUUUCAGCACAAGGGAAACGUCUCGUGAACUUUUAGUCGGAUAUUUGUGAAGCUUUUUGAACAUUCUGUGUCGCUUUGUUUGAUUCUCACCUCGUUACAGUGAUCUCAACAUGAGCGUCUUCUCUGCUACCUGCAAUGUGAUGAGAUAUUGUAGAAUAAGAAAACAGCAUGAAGAGCUGUUGUAAUAUUUACAAUAUAAAGUACUUAUAUGACUCGAUGUUCAAGCCUCAUGUAGUUCCGCAGCUUCAGAUUUAAAGA